UUUAACCAAUAAAAUGGGGGUGGUAGGAAGCAAUGACUUGAGCCUAGCUCAUAUACAUCUCCCUUACAUCUCCAUGUCCUGGUCUUCCCCUCGUCCCUGUCCAGUGAGCUAGCUCCAAACUCCAAUCCUGAGAGGCCUCCCACUGCGAUCAACAGCAGUUCUCAUCUAUAGAUGUCUCUAUCAUUAGAGAGUUGAAUAUUAACAAGUUGCAACAUUAAUUGUUGCCAUUUAUUUAGUUUGUCCCCUGUGACCGGUCGAUGGAAGGAUAAAUUAAGAGCACAAAUGGCAGAAGCGGUGCUCCUUGCUGUCACGAAGACUGGUUCCAUUGUAGGAAAUGAAACUGCCAAGGCUAUCAUAAAUAAGUUGUCUGAAAAAGUACAUGCUCUGAAGGAACUGCCACGGAAGGUCGAUCAAAUAAGGAUGAAACUGAUAUUUAUGAGCAAUACUAUUAGACAGAUAGGCACAGUCUACCUCACAGAUGAGUCUGUCAAGAGUUGGAUUGGGGAGGUCCGGAAGGUGGCCUAUCGUGUUGAAGAUGUAGUGGACAAAUACUCAUACCAUGUUCUUCAACUGGAGGAAGAAGGGUUCCUGAAGAAGUUCUUCAUCAAGGGUACCCAUUAUGUCAUUGUUUUCAGUGAAAUUGUUGAUGAGCUAGCUGAGAUAGAAGAGGAUAUUCAACAAGUUCUUCAGAUGAAGGAUCAGUGGUUGCAGCAAUCCCAGCUUGUUCCUGACCAACUCGCCGAUAUUGAAAGACAGCGGUCCCAAGAUUGCUUCCCUGAAUUUGUCAAAGACGAUGAUCUAGUAGGAAUUAAAGAAAAUAGGAGACUGCUGACUGGAUGGCUGUACUCCGAAGAGCCGGAUAGCACCGUAAUAACAGUUUCUGGUAUGGGUGGGUUGGGAAAAUCUACGCUGGUCACAAAUGUUUAUGAACGUGAAAAGGUCAACUUCCCUGUGCAUGCUUGGAUCGUCGUGUCACAGAUCUACACGGUGGAUGCUCUGCUGAAGAAGAUACUCUGGAAGAUUGGGCAUAUGGUACCACCAACACCAAUAGAAAUUGACAAAAUGGAUGUACAUGACUUGAAAGAAGAAAUAAAGAAAAAACUCCAAAAUAGGAAAUGUUUGAUUGUAUUGGACGAUGUAUGGGAGCAAGAAGUAUACUUCAAAAUACAUGAUGCUUUCCAGAAUCUCGAAGCAAGUCGCAUCGUCAUUACGACGCGAAAGGACCAUGUUGGCGCUAUCGCUUCUUCCAACCGUCACCUUGAGCUCCAACCAUUGGGUGGGCCUGAUGCAUUUGACCUUUUCUGCAGAAGGGCUUUUUACAACACGAAGGACCACAAAUGCCCCAAGGACCUUGAGGUGAUUGCUAAAUCUAUAGUGGAUAGGUGUCAAGGCCUGCCGCUAGCAAUUGUUAUAAUAGGCAGCUUGUUGUCGUCAAGACCACAAAUAAACAUUUGGAAUCAAACAUGCAAUCAGCUUCGGAGUGAGUUAUCGAACAAUGAUCAUGUCCGAGCAAUUUUAAAUCUAAGCUACCAUGACCUAUCUGGAGACCUCAGAAAUUGCUUCUUGUACUGCAGCUUGUUUCCUGAAGACUACCCCAUGUCACGGGAAAGCCUUGUUCGGCUGUGGGUUGCAGAAGGUUUUGUUCUGAGCAAAGAAAAGAAUACACCAGAGGAGGUGGCUGAGGGAAAUCUCAUGGAACUGAUCCACCGCAAUAUGCUUGAAGUUGUGGACUAUGAUGAGCUUGGCAGGGUUAGCACUUGCAAGAUGCAUGAUAUUAUGCGGGACCUGGCACUUUCUGUUGCCAAAGAAGAGAAGUUUGAUUCUGCAAACGAUUAUGGUGCAAUGAUACAGGUGGACAAUAAUGUUCGUCGCUUGUCAUUAUGUGGGUGGAAAGGUAAUACUGCACCUAAGGUUAAAAAAUUUCCACGUCUUAGAAGUCUUGUGGCUCAUGGAAUAGUUUCAACCUCUCCUGACAUGGUAUCAUCAAUUUUGUCUCAAUCAAGCUAUUUGAGUGUUCUUGAGCUGCAAGAUUCUGAGAUCACUGAGGUUCCAGCAUUUAUAGGGAAUCUCUUUAACCUACGGUAUAUUGGGUUAAGGCGCACCAAAGUCAAGUCACUCCCAGAAUCCAUUGAGAAGCUCUUCAACCUCCACACUCUGGACAUCAAGCAAACCCAGAUAGAGAAGCUACCACGAGGCAUUGUUAAGGUGAAGAAGCUACGGCACCUUUUGGCUGACAGAUUUGCUGAUGAGAAGCAGUCAGAGUUCAGAUACUUCAUCGGAGUGGAAGCACCUAAAGGGCUGUCUAACUUGGAAGAACUGCAGACACUUGAGACAGUACAAGCGAGCAAAGACUUGGCUGAACAACUGAAGAAACUGAUGCAGCUUAGAAGCAUUUGGGUCGACAAUGUAAGUGCUGCUGAUUGUGCAAACUUUUUUGAGGCCCUUUCAAAGAUGCCACUUCUUUCCAGCCUGCUUAUCUCCGCAGCAGAUGUGAAUGAGACACUUUGCCUCCAAGCCUUCGAACCGAUUUCCAAGCUCCACAGACUAAUUGUAAGGGGGCGGUGGGCUGCUAGGACACUGGAGUGCCCAAUAUUUCGCAACCAUGGGGAACAUCUCAAAUAUUUAGCGCUAAGCUGGUGUCAACUUGGGGAAGAUCCAUUGGGGGUGCUCUCACCACAUGUGCCAAAUCUUACCUAUCUAAGUCUUAACAGGGUGGACAGUGCAAGCACUUUGGUUCUUUCUGCAGGGUGCUUCCCUCACCUGAAGAGACUCGUUUUGAAGCGAAUGCCUGACGUCAAGCAGCUGGAGAUCGGGGAUAAGGCUCUUCCAUGCAUUGAAGGAUUGUACAUCGUGUCACUGGUGCAACUGGAUAAGGUCCCUAAAGGAAUAGAAUCCCUUCUCUCCCUCAAGAAGCUCUGGCUGUUGAACCUGCAUGGCGACUUCAGGACUCAGUGGCACACGAAUGGGAUGCACCAGAAGAUGCAGCAUGUUCCAGAGAUUCGCGUCUAGGACGCCCAGAUGGUUAGUUCUGCAUUAGUAUGCUUGUAAGGUGUGUCAGCACAGAACUAUGUUCGCUGUAAUAUGUUUAAUCCUUUUUUUCCAAUGAGUCAUGAAUUAUUUACAGUCAGUAGCGAUGCAUUUCAAUCAUGAUUGUACUUGCAGACUGCAACACAACUACUUCUAAAACAUUGGGUCGUGAGAAACCAAAUAAAUAUGUACUUUAAUUUAUAUGUAAUAAGUUAUUGAUAAAGUCUAUAUUGAGUUGAGUUUGGUUUA
Phragmites australis (common reed) is the source of this 3276-nucleotide messenger RNA. Its product is annotated as disease resistance protein RPM1-like. The coding region runs from base 283 to 3009 and encodes 908 amino acids. The transcript has 3 exons. Lineage: Eukaryota; Viridiplantae; Streptophyta; Magnoliopsida; Poales; Poaceae. The record is from RefSeq and is a predicted model, not a curated record. Gene Ontology annotation, biological process: defense response to other organism. Gene Ontology annotation, molecular function: ADP binding.